Macrosteles quadrilineatus (aster leafhopper) is the source of this 726-nucleotide messenger RNA. RefSeq lists its product as uncharacterized. The record is from RefSeq and is a predicted model, not a curated record. The transcript is spliced from 5 exons. Bases 114 to 566 code for a protein of 150 amino acids. Lineage: Eukaryota; Metazoa; Arthropoda; Insecta; Hemiptera; Cicadellidae.
CAGCCACUACCCGUUAUCUCGCAGUAGACUCCGUGGUGACUCUGUCUGUACUCACUGUGAUCUUGCUGUCUCGUCUCGCUUUUCUCUCUUCGUCUCUGUCAAUCUGCCUGUUUAUGCUGCCGUGCUGCCAGUUUUCUCAGGUUUCGAUCUGCCGUAGCGGCCUCUCAGGCCUAAUCGCCUGUUACUCUAUUGUCGCUAACAUCAUUUUGGCCGCUCGAUUGAUUCUCUUUGUUUGUUCAGGGUACCUUUUCAAAAUGUCUUCAAUUCCCCAAGGAGCAUUUGCCUCUUUCAAGAUUCGUCAAGGAAUGGAUGGGAAAGGAUACAACAAACUUAAAGAAGAGAAGUGCUUCCCACCUGUAAACAAGAAACUUGUCGAGCAUUCUCCGUUAAAAUAUAACAGCAAGAUGAUGAACAGCAUUUGGGGACAAUACAACCGCUACUCAGUCCAUAAUAUGAAGAAAAACACCGACUCCAACGAAAUGCUUCUGUGGGCGGAGCAGCGGCUGGCUACCGCUACUCCUCCGGCAUUCCAUGUGCCCGGUUUCACUCCCGACUUCUUCAACUGAGUCGUCUCAAUUUUACAUUGUAGUGAAAUAUAGGCAGGCUGGCCACUACGUAGUCUACAGGGGUAACGGGGCACCAAUGGAGUACAUAAAAUAACCACUUAUAUUGUAAACAUAAUACGAUGAUUACAAUGUGAUUUUUUAAUCAGUAUUAUUUAAAGUA